AUGGCUACAAGUGGUCCUUUAGUGUUAGUAGUCGGAGGCACCGGACGAACGGGCAAGUCUAUCGUCACAGGACUUCUCAAGCACGGUAAAUUCCGGGUUGCCGUUCUGACAAGACCUGUUUCCGCCAACAAACCGUACAUCAAGGAACUGGCAGCGAAAGGCGUAGAGAUCAGGAUUGGAGACAUAUCGACGGACGGCCAUGCGAAGCUGGUAGAAAUCCUCCAAGGCGUCGAUGUACUCAUCAGCGCAAUAUACGCCGGACUGAUCCACGACCAACGCAAGUUAUUCGCAGCGGCUAAGGAUGUGAAUCCGAACGUGCGCGUGGUGCCGGACGAUUGGGCCACCUACACUCCGCGCGGGAUACGCCAACUGGCCGAUGAUAAAUACGCCAUCCACGACUACAUAGAGGAGCUAGGGCUUCCGCACACGUAUAUCGAUGUCGGCUGGUGGAUGCAGAUCACGGUUCCCGGAAAAGUACCUGGAUUCGAAUUGGACACCGCUUGGACCUUCUACGGAGAUGGCGACAAGAAAUUUGCUGUGACGGACUUGAACCAUAUCGGAGAUUUCGUCGCCCGUAUCAUCGAGGACCCGAGGACGUUGAACCAAUGGGUGUACAUCUGGGAGGACGAGUUGACACAGGCAGAAGCAUGGGCUACAGCCACAAGAGUGCUAGGGUCUGGAUGGCUGCAGGAGACGGUUCAGGUCUCCGCAGACGAAUUGUUGCAGAGAGCUACAGAGUUUCGGGCCAAAUAUCGCGAAAAUCCCGAUCUCACCAGUCUUUAUGGUUUGGCUGUCGCGGAGUACGCGUACAGCAUCCAUAUUAGAGGCGACAACAAUAUUGCGACCGCGAAGGCAGCGGGGGCGUUGGAUGCUCGAGAGUUGUAUCCCGACAUCCGGGUAUCAACAUUCGAAGAGUUUCUCCGUCGUGUCCACGGGAAGCGCGAAGAGAAUUCUUGA
This is a messenger RNA of Punctularia strigosozonata HHB-11173 SS5, 957 nucleotides long. Its product is annotated as NAD(P)-binding protein. Lineage: Eukaryota; Fungi; Basidiomycota; Agaricomycetes; Corticiales; Punctulariaceae. The coding region runs from base 1 to 957 and encodes 318 amino acids. The transcript has 4 exons. The record is from RefSeq and is a predicted model, not a curated record.